UUAAGAGCCAAAAAAAUGGAUAAGAUAAAUGUGGAAAGGGAGCGGAUAACGAGAGCAGAAUCAGUAGAAAUGGAUGAUCAAAAACUGGUUUAUGAUUCUUCGGUUGAUCAUAAAGGACGAGUUCCUCUUAGGAGUUCAACUGGUGUAUGGAAGGCCUCCCUCUUUAUUAUCGUGAUUGAAUUCAGUGAGAGGCUGAGUUUCUUUGGAAUAGCUACGAGUUUGAUUAUGUACUUAACAAAAGUCAUCCAUCAAGACCUCAAAACAGCAGCAAAAAGUGUCAAUUAUUGGACAGGAGUCACUACCUUGAUGCCAUUGCUGGGAGGCUUUCUCGCUGAUGCAUACUUGGGACGAUUCUCCACCGUUCUUCUCUCUUCCACGGUCUACUUCCUGGGCUUGCUUCUAUUGACAAUGUCUAGAGUGGUCCCGAGCUUAAAACCUUGUGAGAGUGACCUCUGUGAUAAACGGAGGAACGUCCAUGAGCUAAUCUUCUUCCUAGCAAUCUACUUAAUCUCUGUUGGAACCGGAGGACACAAGCCUUCUCUUGAGAGCUUUGGAGCUGAUCAGUUUGAUGAUGAAAAUCCUGAAGAAAGAAGGAAAAAAAUGUCAUUUUUCAAUUGGUGGAACUUUGGGCUAUGCUGUGGACUAUUACUUGGUGUUACUCUUAUCGUUUAUGUACAAGAUCAUGUUAGCUGGGCCAUGGCAGAUGUAAUACUCACACUAGUUAUGGCUUCUAGUAUAGCCAUCUUCUAUGCAGGGAAGCCAGUGUAUCGUUUUAGGAAGGCGACUGGAAGUCCAUUAACACCCAUGCUAAACGUGCUCGUAGCUGCAAUUAGGAAAAGAAGCCUUCAACUUCCUUCAGAUCCUUCUCAUCUACAUGAAGUUCCCAAGUCAGAAACUACCCAAAGGAGGCUCUUAGGCCACACCAAAAGGCUAAAGUUCCUUGAUAAAGCAGCAAUCCUAGAUCAAACUCAAGAUUCGACAGAACAGCAACGGAAUCCGUGGAAACUUGCAACUGUCACCAAUGUGGAAGAACUGAAGCUAAUUAUCAACAUGAUACCUAUUUGGCUAACCACUUUACCGUUUGGUAUAUGCGUAGCACAAGCUGCAACUUUUUUCUUAAAACAAGGCGUGACAAUGAACCGGAAGAUCAUUCACAAUUUCGAGAUUCCCUCAGCCUCAAUUUAUGCCCUGACAGCUGUUGGCAUGAUAAUAUCUGUUGCUUUCUAUGACAAAAUCCUUGUACCUUUCCUGAGAAGGACAACAGGAAAUGAGAGGGGCAUAAAUAUUCUCCAAAGGAUCGGUAUUGGAAUGAUCUUCUCGAUCUCUACUAUGAUCGUUGCAGCUUUAGUCGAAAGAAAAAGACUGAAUCUUGUUAACAAAAAUCCACUCGAAGGUUCGAGUUCAAUGAGUGUGUUUUGGCUAGCCCCACAAUUCCUUAUCCUUGGAAUAGCAGAUGGAUUUGCCUUAGUGGGAUUGCAAGAAUACUUCUAUGAUCAAGUACCCGAUUCCAUGAGAAGUUUGGGCAUUGCACUUUACCUUAGUGUAAUUGGAGCUGCAAAUUUCAUUAGCAGCCUCUUGAUAACCAUUGUGGAUCAUAUCACAAAGAAAAGAGGCAAGAGUUGGUUUGGAAAGGAUCCAAACAGCAGCCGGCUCGACUACUUCUACUGGUUGUUAGCUAUCAUUACAGCUGUAAAUUUGUGUGUUUAUGUCAUUGUUGCGAGGAAUUAUUCAUACAAGAAUGUUCACUGUAAGGCAACUAUGUCUGUGGCUGAUUGUGAUGAUAGGGAUAAUCGCGAAGCAAUGGUUUAG
Molecule: messenger RNA, 1809 nt
Organism: Solanum verrucosum
Lineage: Eukaryota; Viridiplantae; Streptophyta; Magnoliopsida; Solanales; Solanaceae
Product: protein NRT1/ PTR FAMILY 5.6-like
Exons: 4
Coding region: 16-1809 (597 amino acids)
Biological process (GO): transmembrane transport; dipeptide transport
Cellular component (GO): membrane
Molecular function (GO): tripeptide transmembrane transporter activity; dipeptide transmembrane transporter activity
Source: RefSeq, a predicted model, not a curated record